AUGGCAAUUGAUGAUGGGAUACCAGACUCAUUGGAUGAGAUUAAUCUUCGUGUUAAUCAAACAGCAGAUGAAUCACUUGAAGCAACACGACGUAUGUUAGCAUUAUGUGAAGAAAGUAAAGAAGCUGGUAUCAAAACAUUAGUAAUGUUAGAUGACCAAGGUGAACAAUUAGAAAGAGUUGAAGGAAAUUUAGAUACUAUUAAUCAAGAUAUGAAAGAAGCUGAAGAACAUCUUAAAGGUAUGGAAAAAUGUUGUGGAUUAUGUGUUUUACCCUGGAAUCGUAAUGAUGAUUUUGAAAAAAAUUCUGAAUAUGCUAAAGCAUGGAAAAAGGAUGAUGAUGGUGGUGUAAUAAGUGAUCAACCAAGAAUAACAGUUGGUGACACUGGAAUGGGUCCUCAGGGAGGAUAUAUAACUAGAAUUACAAAUGAUGCUAGAGAAGAUGAGAUGGAUGAAAAUAUACAACAAGUUUCAACAAUGGUUGGUAAUUUACGAAAUAUGGCAAUUGAUAUGAGUACUGAAGUAUCUAAUCAAAAUAGGCAGUUAGAUAGAAUACAAGAGAAGGCUCAAUCAAAUGAAGUUCGUGUUGAAUCAGCUAAUAAGCGUGCUAAUAAACUUAUUACUAAAUAA
Messenger RNA from Strongyloides ratti, 627 nucleotides. RefSeq names its product Target SNARE coiled-coil domain and SNAP-25 domain-containing protein. Gene Ontology annotation, molecular function: SNAP receptor activity; syntaxin binding. Gene Ontology annotation, cellular component: SNARE complex; plasma membrane. NCBI's taxonomy places the organism in Eukaryota, Metazoa, Nematoda, Chromadorea, Rhabditida, Strongyloididae. The transcript has 2 exons. The record is from RefSeq and is a predicted model, not a curated record. Gene Ontology annotation, biological process: exocytosis; synaptic vesicle priming; synaptic vesicle fusion to presynaptic active zone membrane. Bases 1 to 627 code for a protein of 208 amino acids.